This is a messenger RNA of Blastocystis hominis, 1011 nucleotides long. RefSeq lists its product as hypothetical. The record is from RefSeq and is a predicted model, not a curated record. The transcript has 5 exons. Lineage: Eukaryota; Bigyra; Opalinata; Blastocystidae. Bases 1 to 1011 code for a protein of 336 amino acids.
AUGUCCGCGGUGGUGGACGAAACCGCGGUUAUCGCGCUGUUCAAAGCGUUCUGCGGGUAUCAGGAGAGCGAAGACGAGUUCGAGGAGAAAUUUGUCAUUCCAAAAGAACCCAUUAUUUUGGACAAAUGCGCGCAGAUUUUGGCGUCCGGCCAUCAAAAGCCAGAAAUCGUCCAGAAAAUCGUGCUCAUCAUCGAGCGGAUCUGCCGGCUGAACCCGUCGUUCUGCUGCUCGUUCUUUCUGAGCAAGACCCGCGGGGAACCGUGCGAUUGUCUGGGCGAACUGAUCGGUCUGCUGCUGGAGAGCGAGGAUCUGGGCGUGCAGCAGAGCGUGUAUCAGAUCCUGGGGACGCUGUUCGGCCGGGACGCGACGAUGAACCUCGACGACCGGCUGAAUCUGCGGCAGUUUUACGCGGUUUAUUUCCCCGUUAUCGAGCAGGCGCUCCUUCACGCGCCAAAUACCGCGGUAAACGCCACGCUUCUCGCCAUCGAGCUCGUCACCGCGUUUCUCCCCAUCCACCAGACCUUUCUCCGCGGCGUGUUCACCGCGGGAAAACUCCUCGAAACGCUGAUGAUGAAACUGCCGAUGGAUUGUGUGCCCAGCGUUUCGAUGGUCAUUCGGUGUGCGGUGAUUCGGCUGCUGUCCGUGGGGAUCGGUCUGCAAUCGUCGUGGUUUUCCACGAUUCUGGUUCACCGCGGUUUAUUGAGGUUUGUGUACGCGUUGACGACGCCGGAAAUUCUCCUCAAAGAUUCGCUUCUGGCCGCGUCGCUGCGGAAUUUCUUCCAGUGGGCGCUUCUGAAUCACCACAUCGAAGUUUUGCUCGAUGUGGCAGAAAAAGUCCCGAAUUUGGGAAUUGCAGAAAUCACCCCGUUUUCCGACAUUUUGCAAUUUGUGAGGGAGAAACCGGCUUCCGAGUUGGUUGAGAAAGUAGUGGCGUUUUUUGGAAUUCCAGAAAUAGAGCGAAAUGCAGGAGGAAUUGGAGGACGAACUGUAUUUGGAUUCGGUGAAUUCUGA